Molecule: messenger RNA, 318 nt
Organism: Schizosaccharomyces cryophilus OY26
Lineage: Eukaryota; Fungi; Ascomycota; Schizosaccharomycetes; Schizosaccharomycetales; Schizosaccharomycetaceae
Product: plasma membrane proteolipid Pmp31
Exons: 2
Coding region: 1-318 (105 amino acids)
Cellular component (GO): membrane
Source: RefSeq, a predicted model, not a curated record
AUGUCGCCUCACACCUUGACUAGUUUUUUGUUAAUUGUUCUUUCUAUUUUUGUUCCCUUUAUUGUCGUCGGUAUUCGUAGGGGAUUUUGUAGUGCAGAUUUUCUCAUUAACAUUUGUCUUUGUGCCUUAGGAUUACCCGGCAUAAUCCACGCUAUCUACAUUGUCUUGAAGUAUCCCUCCUAUCCUGUUUAUGACACUGAACGCGGUCAAUACGCCUCCAUUCCUCCUCCUUCACCCACAUCUCAUCAAAACUUCGGCCCUAACUCCGCUACCCAUCCUCCUGCUUACUCUACUUUUCCUCCUAAUGGUACGCCUUAG